CGCAAGGUGAAUAUCCACGGCAGCAGCCGGGAGAGCGGGCUCGGCUCGGGCGCUGCCGCCGGCGUUUGGAGCGGCUUCUCCGAGGGCCGCGGAGGAGGGUCCCUCGGCCGCCCCCGGCUCCGGCUCCCCCGUCACCCGGAGUACCUGGUUGCUGGAUGGAGUAAAUGAGUGGAGGAAGAGGGAGCGCACAGAGACUGAGAGGCGCUCAGAGACCGGGACCGGGGGAGACAGGCGAGCGGCUGGCUUCCCCCUCCGGGGCUGAACAUGGAUUCCCGAGCCCUCGGGGGCUUCACUCUGCUGCUCUUCAGUUUUUGGCACGUGGGAUUAACCGCAAUAAACUAUAAUUGUGAUGAUGCAUUGGUAUCUCCCUUACCUUCAACAGCCCUUACCAGUUCCUCUGAGCUCUUCAGUACUCACAGUCCCAGCUUUGCAAAGCUCAACAGGCGAGAUGGAGCUGGUGGCUGGUCCCCGCUGGACUCAAACGAGCAGCAGUGGCUCCAGGUUGAUCUGGGAGACAGAGUGGAGAUUGUCGCGGUGGCUACCCAGGGCAGGUAUGGGAGCUCGGACUGGGUAACCAGCUAUACGCUCAUGUUCAGCGACACCGGCCACAACUGGAAACAGUACAGACAAGAUGACACCGUCUGGGUUUUCACAGGGAACAGCAAUGCUGACAGUGUGGUUCACCACAAAUUUCUGCACUCCAUGAAAGCCCGCUUCUUACGCUUCGUCCCUCUGAAGUGGAAUGUCGGUGGAAGGAUAGGACUGAGAGUUGAGGUCUUCGGCUGCUCCUAUAAGUCAGAUAUUGCAGACUUCGAUGGCAGAAGUUCACUGCUGUACAGGUUCAAUCAGAAGCUUAUGAGCACAUUCAAAGAUGUGGUUUCCUUGAAGUUCAAGAGCAUGCAGGGGGAUGGAGUCUUAUUCCAUGGAGAAGGACAGCGUGGAGACUACAUUACCUUGGAAAUGCAGAAAGGGAAGCUCUCCUUGCACAUCAACCUGGGGGACUCCAACCUGCACUUCAGUAACAGCCACGCGUCCGUCACCCUGGGCAGCCUCCUGGAUGACCAGCACUGGCACUCGGUUCUCAUAGAGCGCUUCAACAAGCAAGUGAACUUCACGGUGGACAAGCACACCCAGCAUUUCCGAACGAAGGGGGAUUCAGAUCACUUGGAUAUUGAUUAUGAGCUCAGUUUUGGUGGGAUUCCUGUUCCGGGGAAACCAGGAACCUUUCAGAGGAAAAACUUCCACGGGUGCAUUGAGAACCUUUAUUACAACGGAGUCAAUAUAAUUGACCUGGCAAAGAGGCGCAAACCUCAGAUCUAUACUGUGGGGAACGUGACCUUUUCUUGCUCAGAACCACAAAUUGUUCCUAUCACCUUUGUCAGCACCAGUCGAAGCUACUUGCUGCUACCCGGCACUCCUCAGAUUGAUGGUUUGUCAGUCAGCUUCCAGUUUCGAACAUGGAAUAAAGACGGCUUACUUCUGUUCACCCAGUUGUCUGAAAAUUCAGGACCUCUCUUAGUUUAUCUCCGUGGUGGAAGAUUGACUCUACUUAUUCAGAAAGAGACGGAGAACCGAGUGGAAAUCAGUGAAGGCACCAAUCUCCAUGAUGGGCUUUGGCAUUCUGUUAACAUCAAUGCCAGAAGACAUCGCAUUACUCUGACACUGGAUAACAACGCUGCCACUGCUAGCCAUGCAACCACUGUGUCAAGGAUCUACUCUGGGAACAGCUACUAUUUUGGAGGGUGCCCUGACAAUUUCACCGAUUCCCAAUGUUUAAAUCCCAUUACUGCCUUUCAAGGCUGUAUGAGGCUCAUCUUUAUUGAUAACCAGCCCAAGGACCUCAUUUUAGUUCAGCAAGGCUCCCUGGGGAAUUUUAGUGAUUUACACAUUGAUCUGUGUGGCAUCAAAGACAGAUGUUUACCCAACUACUGUGAACAUGGAGGAAAAUGCUCUCAGUCCUGGACCACCUUUUACUGCGAUUGUAAUGAUACCGGCUACAUGGGAGCUACAUGUCAUAACUCUAUCUAUGAACAAUCUUGUGAGGCUUACCGACACCAAGGGAAGACAUCAGGUUUCUUCUACAUUGAUUCUGAUGGAAGUGGACCACUUGGACCACUCCGUGUGUUUUGCAAUAUAACAGAAGAUAAGAUCUGGACUGCAGUGCAGCACAACAACACAGGGCUAACCAGAGUCCAAGGAACUGAUCCGGAGAAGCCGUACACCAUGUUCUUUAACUACAACAGCACUGCGGAGCAGCUUGAAGCCAUGAUAAACAGUGCAGAGUACUGUGAACAGGAGGCAGCCUACCACUGCAAAAAGUCACGUCUCCUGAACACCCCGAAUGGAAUGCCAUUUGCUUGGUGGGUUGGCCGUGCCAAUGAAAAGCAUCUUUACUGGGGAGGAUCUCUUCCGGGCAUUCAACAAUGUGCAUGUGGACUGGAAGAAAGUUGUCUGGAUAUGAGAUAUUUUUGCAACUGUGACGCAGAUAGAGAAGAAUGGACAAAUGAUACUGGCCUCCUUGCUUUCAAAGACCAUUUGCCUGUAACUCAGAUAGUGAUCACUGACACAAACAGAUCAAAUUCGGAGGCUGCCUGGAAAAUCGGCCCUUUGCGUUGCUAUGGAGACAGGCAGUUCUGGAACGCCGCUUCCUUCAACACGGAGGCCUCCUACCUGCACUUUCCCACCUUCCAUGCCGAGGUCAGCGCGGACAUCUCCUUCUUCUUCAAAACUACUGCCAUCUCUGGGGUGUUCUUGGAAAACCUUGGGAUUAGAGACUUCAUACGAGUUGAAAUAAGCUCCCCCAAAGAGAUCACCUUCUCCAUAGAUGUUGGGAAUGGCCCCACAGAAGCCACCGUGAAGUCUCCCACACCUCUGAAUGACAACCAGUGGCACUACAUCCGAGCAGAGAGGAACCUCAAGCAAACUUCUCUCCAGGUGGACAACCUCCCCAAGAAGGUCCUGGAGGCACCUGCUGACGGUCACUUCCGCUUGCAGCUCAACAGCCAAUUAUUUGUAGGGGGAACAGCUUCCAGACAAAAGGGCUUUUUGGGAUGCAUUCGAUCUCUGCAUUUAAAUGGACAGAAACUUGACCUUGAAGAGAGAGCUAAAAUGACACCUGGUGUUAAACCUGGAUGUCCAGGACAUUGCAGCAGUUAUGGUAACCUGUGCCAUAAUGGAGGAAAAUGUGUGGAGAAGUAUAAUGGUUACUCCUGUGAUUGUACCAACUCAGCCUAUGAAGGACCUUUCUGCAAGGAAGAGGUUUCUGCAUUAUUUGAAGCCGGCACUUCCAUUACCUAUAUUUUCCAAGAACCUUAUCCUGUCACAAAAAAUGCAAGCACCUCAAGCUCUGCCAUUUAUGCGGAUGCUGUCAUGUCCAAGGAAAAUAUUGCAUUUAGCUUUCUCACGGCACAUACUCCAAGCCUUCUGCUGUACAUCAACACCUACUUUCAUGAAUAUUUGGCUGUGAUUCUCUCCAAGAAUGGAAGUUUACAGGUCCGAUACAAGCUGAGUAAGGAUGGGCUCCUCAUUUUCACCAUUGACUCUGGAAAUUUUGCCAACCGAGAGCUGCACAAUGUGAAGAUUAACAGAGAAGGCAGAGAGCUUGUUAUUCAGGUUGAUCAAGUUCUCAAACUCAAACACAACUUUUCUGAAAUUGAUUUUAAGGCCAUCAAAUCGCUCACCUUGGGCAAGGUCACAGAGAGUUUGUCACUGGACCCUGAAGUUUCAAAAGCAAAUGCCUAUGGUUUCACUGGCUGCCUGUCCUCUGUUCAGUACAACCACAUUGCUCCCCUGAAAGCUGCCCUACGCCAUCCCAGUGUUGCUCCCGUGACUGUCAAAGGUUCCUUGACUGAAUCCAGCUGUGCGUCCAUAAUGGAAGCUGAUGUGAACACAGUAACCACAAUAUAUUCCUCAUCAGAUCCUUUUGGGAAGACAGAUGAAAGGGAGCCUCUCACCAAUGCAGUCAGAAGCGAUUCAGCCGUGAUUGGAGGUGUAAUAGCAGUUGUGAUAUUCAUCAUCUUUUGCAUCAUUGCCAUCAUGAGCAGAUUCCUCUAUCAGCACAAACAAGCACAUCGAAGUAGCCAGACAAAGGAGAAGGAAUACCCGGAAAACCUCGAGAGCUCCUUUAAAGCUGACAUUGACUUGCAGAACACAAUAAAGCUGCUUUGUUUGGCAUGGCGGGAAGGGAGGAAUAAGCGAGCACAUGGGCUCCUCUGCCCAUGGUUGAGUCAUCUUAUCUGGAAUGGCCUCUGAGACAUAAGUCCUAAAGUACUUAAUUGGCUUUAUGAAGAAUGGAGCAGGAAGGAGGGAAAAGCCCACAGGUGUGUAUUUUUUCUCUGUCCAAACUAACAGACACAAAUCAGCCUUCUGCUUUCCUACAUGUUAGUUUCCAGGAAUGAAAUUACUACAAAAUACAACAAUAAAGUGCAAAGCAGCUCCAGCAGUGGAGCAGCUGGAAAAGGGAGACUGAGCAAUGAAGCAGAGUCCUCUCAUUUCUCAAGGGACUAAAUUACUUUCAGCAGUCUUGGGGCCUGAUUCUGCAAGAUGCUGAGCUUUCUCAAGGAGGAUCAAGUUCCCACCACUAAAGGUAGAAAUUAGUGUUGCUGCCAACAUUUCAGAUACAGCUCAGUGGCUCAGUCCUGGGCCAGAGAGCAGGUGUAAGUAGACUGCUGUGCGCAAGCCCGGACCUGGCAAAACAGUGUAAGUCGUUUGUUUGUCCAUUUUUCCUCAUCCUCAUUUAAUAUAACCCAGGCUGGUAAAACUCCUUGAAAAUUUAGCUACGUUGGUGUGCAUCUGUAAGAAAGAACGAACUUCACAUACAUAAAUGCAUGCAUGAGUAUACAGAAACAUGUGCAUCUAUACCUACGGAUGUAAUGAGAUGUGGAUAUUCAUAUGCUACAGGGCUGCACAAAUGAACACAUUUGUAUGGACUUGAUAUUUAAAAUCCUAUCUUCUAAAUCAGGAUGUCAAUAUUCUUAUUAAAAGGUAGCUAAAAGAUACUACAUGAAGUACUCUAAUACUAACUCCUUUUUUUAUUUCUUUUUUUUUGGUUAUAAUGCUUUCUUUAAUGACGGCAUCAUCUGAUUUACUUCAGUACCAGUUAAAGGCAAUUAAAAAUAUUUUUUUUAAAAACAGAGAAUGCAAUUUUGCAAAAAUCUACCGGUGUUAAAAUUGCUUUCAUUUUCCAUAGUUCAAUUUUUUCCAUCUAUUACAAACUAUUUUGUUAAAAUUGCUCUUUAAAUGGGGGGAUCUUUCCUUUUUUCUUUUAGCUAUCAUUCUAGAUAACAAUUUUCAGUAAAUGUGGGGGGGUAAUACUUUUUAUAUAUAAAAUAUCAGGAUUUAUUUUAAUGGCAAAUCUGAGAAUAUCAAAGAGUUGUUUGGAGGUGUUGUUUGGGUUUUCUUUCUUCUCCCAAGACAAGUUUCCUAACAAAAGUAAGGGGCUGGUACAAGGAUACCAAGUCUUUUUUUUUCUCUUGGUGACAUGGUAUGUAACCUCUGAAAAUUAUUAUUGCUAGGCAGGAAUUUUUAGGCUAUGAAAAUUCUAAGUCACUUAGAUAUGGAUUUAAGCACUGCACAUUCCUGUUUUCCAGAAAUGAUUUGGCCAAUAACAGCCGUGCUUAUAAAGAUAUUUAGUCAUGCAAAGUCUGAGUUGGAUACCUAGAAGGACUGUCUGAGAACCCUGGUGUCUGGCUAUGGAAAACAAAUGAAGGCUGUCUGUCAGAAAGCUAAAUUCCACUAACUUUCAGUGAGACAUAGGCUGCCACCUGAGUGAAGUGUGGGCUUUCAAAGGACUUUAGUCUCCUGAGGAUGUGGAUCAAUGCUUAAGUGAUUAAAUGAGCACUUGACUCAAAUUAUUUUCAGUUGGAUUUCUGCUUCUGCCUUGCUGUCAAAUGUUUUAAAAUACUACAAGACAUUUGAAUACCUUUGAAAAUUGAGUGCCAUUUCUCUUUUGGAAAUAAAACAUUGGUCCUAAGUCACCUAUGUAAUUUGCAGUACGUAUUUCAUCUGUCCUUAUUCACUUACUAGAGACAAGACAGUGUGGGUGUUUUGAGUAAAUUUUUUAACACAUACACUUUUUUCUUCUUUUUCUUGUUCUUGCCACAGCACAGCACUGAAGGUAUGUCUGCAGUGAAAACAAAGCCAAACAAAAGGCAGGCUUUUAAUUCACAUUGGCUAAACCAGGAUUCUCAUCUGGGUGAGAUGGUAAAACAAGCCAUUCAGGGCUGUACUGUUAUCAGGUUGUGUUCAGUCAUGAGAUUCCCCUGACGUUUAAGUUAAAACUCAUGGCCAAAAAUCAAACAUGAGAUGCCUUGUCUCUGUUUUAUUUUAAUCUGAUCUAGCCAGACUUAACCCAUCCUAUUUAGCAAUUGCUCAAUUUUUACAGUGUAAGCCAAACUCUUAUUUUAAUGAGAUGUUUGUCUAUAUUAGCAUUUAACUGAUCACAUAUCACACAUACUGGGCGAGGAGCAAUCAAUACAUCAUAUAGUUUCACUAUGAUAAGGAGCUGUGAAUCUUCUAAUGAAGUCAGCUAUAGAUUUUGCUGAGCAUAAUAAGAUUGAGUCCUAGACCUAUGGAAGCUCUUGAAGAUUGUUUUUAUCUGAGUCUUUUGGGUUUGUUUCAUUUUGCGUUUGGUUUUACAGGCUAUGUGUUUUACAGUUGUCAUCCAAGUCCUGUCCUGUGGUCAGUGAGGACAGGGCAAAUGUCUCAGACAUCCUUUAAGAUUAAAUGAAUCAUUGUCUGGAGCUGCAUCUUUCUCUCCAUUGAUUAUGGAGACAGGGUAGGCUCCUGGCAAUAGGUUAGCUACUUCUAGCAGAACUUGCCUACAUAUAAUAGCAAUCUUACCCUAGUCUUGCAGCUCCAGUAGACAUAUCUGCACAGGUCUUAAAAGAAACUUGUUUUUUUAUUGAGAUUGCAGCUGGGAUCAAGGAAGGACACCUCCUUGCAUCUAAAAUUACACUAGACAUCUCCGCUUAGGAAAUGCAUGUGUCUACUUCCAGUCGGAUACGUGAAAAUCAGGUGUCAACGCACCCAUUUGAGUUGGUGGCCAUCUGAUCAGUAACCUGUGGGGCUCGGGAGAGGAUAGUUCCCCUGCCAGUCUAUUCUAGAUCCAAGAUCCAUUCAUUGCCUCAUGUGGGAGCUUUGGCAGAAAGUAUACAUGUAGACAGAUCUACACAGAUUUCAUAAUCUAAAGCUAACUCAGAUCCCUAAGACACCUUUCUAGCCCUGUGUGUCUGGUGCCAUUUGAGACAAACUCUAGAGGAUCUCUGCAGCUCUAGUAAGGUUGCAAGUCUCCUGUCUGUCAUGUCUCAUAUCUGCUUGCCCCAAGCAGAUAUGUCUGAUACCUGUUGGCUUUCCAAAUUACAGUAAGUACCAUCCAGAACCCCUAAGUUCUCGAUGAAAUGAAUCCCUGAAAAAAAUCCCAUCUUCAGAACAAAAUCAACCUUCCUUUCCAUCAGUGUAAGCCAAUCAGCUGCAGUGUGUCCUUCAGAUUAACAAGAGUAUAACAGGAGGCAGAAUUUGAUCCCUUUGUGUUCCACCAUCUCAUGCCAUUGUUGUUUGUUGCCGUCACCUACACAAAGCUUACACUGAAGAAGACGAGUUGCAAGUAUUGUUCUGCACUGCCAGCUUUUCACAGACACAAAGAGUUUCUUUUUUUUUUUAAUUUCUUUUUUUAUUUUUCAGAAAGCAACACUUUGUAAAAGACUUAACAGCUGAGACCUUGUGAGGCUCUCUAAUACAAGUGCUAUUUCAAAGCUUCCAUGCAGUUUUGAAAUGCCUAUUUACCAAACAAGCCAAGUGAUGCAGUUACAUCCCUGCCAAACCAAGGGCCUUAUCCAGAGUCUUUUGAGGUUGGUGGGAGGCCUCUUGGUAGAUGACAGUUAGAAUUGCACCAUGCCCUUUGGGGUUGUGGGGAUAUUCUUCACAAGUUACUAACACAGCUUCAAAGCAUGAUUUGUUCCCUUUGGUUCUGCACUUUGCUGUGCUUCCUUUUCCAGUGAAAAGUUCUCAACGUCUCCUUUUGUUGUGGGCGGCCCCCUCCUCCAUGCUCCUUUUGUACAUGAAAUUUCUUAACACACUCUUCUUUUGGGUCUGAAAUAGCUUUUUUCUUUGGUUGUUUAUUUUGAGUCAUGCAUAUAGGAGUUUGGAUAUUUCUGUGUACUGGUACUUAUUUUUGUGACCUUUUGCACUAAGUUACUCUGACAAAAACAAAAACUGGAAAAAAAAAAAGCACACUUUCUGGUGAACUAUUGUAAUUUGUAAGCUCGUUGUUUGUUGUUUGUAAUGUACUGAGUCUACAAGCCGAGCUAAGGAAGGAUUAAGGCAACAGUUUGUGUUGACAGUGUCACUCCAUAUCUAGUUCACCUCUGUUUUCUUUUUCUCUCCUUUUUUUCUUUAACAUGUGGGGCUAUCAAAUUGAUGGUAGGAGGCAGAGGAGCUUGUGUUAUGAUUCUAACUAAGGUUAUGCUUUUUCUCCUGGCAGUCACAGAAAACAGAAUUUUGAAGAAAUUGCAUGAUUCUCAAAAUGUCAGCCGGGUGUUCAGCCAGAAGGGAGACUGCACUCCACCAUGGAGACGCAGUCACCUGGAAAUGGUGACCUGUAAGGGGGAAUGGGGGCACUAACUCUCCACAUUACACUUGCGAUGAGGCAGUGCAGGAGGCAACAGCUCUCAGAAAGGUUAUGCUGUUGGAAACCACGCAUGGAAACCAUCAGCUGGAUACAAGCAUUUCAGGUCUUUUUCUGCGAUUCAUUUUUGCCAUGGAAUGAAUUACUAGUUAGUCUGCCAAAACAUAGCCUUAAUUGCCCUGUAAAGUAUCAGAGAUGUGCUUCAAAUAUGGGAGAGGGUUUCAGACCUCUGGCUGAUAGUAAUCUGAAUGUCUUCAGCUAGAUCACUGGAGCUCUCCCUGAUACCCCAAAGAAUUGGGGAUGAUUUCCCUCAAAUAAUCGUGACAUUUAACAAAAUGUUGGGUACAACAGGUGAUCCAAAGAAUGGUGUUUGCUUAGGGAAUCUCCUCUCCCCAUCUCUUCCUCCCUUAGGAUGCUUGUAGCACCUUUUUUCUAAACUACUGACUGCUGUUCACAUUGCAACACCAUUUGCUUCUUGAUAUGCCGAUCAUUACUCUCGUCAUGGAUUUCAAUCCCACAAUCGUCUGAUACGAUUUCUGCAUGGGAAAUUAUUUACUCACUUUUGCAUGCCAUAGCCCUUUACAGUUCCUUCUUGCAUCAUUUAGGCAAACCAUUUUCCUAUGUGUUUUGUCAUUGCUGCCAAUGCUGAGCAUGUAUAUCGUUAAGAGAGAAAACUGAUGGCUUCUGAGGUAAAGCUUAGAUACAGCCAGUCGCAGCCUCACAUCGCACUCACAACACAGAGGAGUACUCGGACAACCAAGCCCACUCCGUGAAAUUUCAGAUAGAGGUUAGCAGAGCAAGAAGGUACAUGUUCUAUCAGGCAUCCAGCCAUAAAAAUCUCUGUGAGUUUUGCAAAUGAAAUAUUUAACAUAGACCAUUAUAUCUAAAUGAUAGCGAGAAGCUAAACAUUGUAGUACCUGACCUGCUUGGAAACCCACACCAUGAAAGAAACAGCUUCAGACCUCGUGGUAAUCCUGUUGAGGUCACUGUAGAUACAUCAUAGAUGAAUUUAGCCUCAGAUUGCCCUAGGCAAGGGCAGUGGUGAUCAGCAAACUGAGGCUGACAUAUAUGAAUUCAAGUCAGGACCUUAUAUUCGUCAUCCUCUACUGCUAUCAACAGGAGUUGCAUUCACUGCAAUUAUGUGUGUCUUCUAGCAGAACUGUAGAUAAAACUUGGGAUAAAGCAAUGAUCUUCAGCUCCAUUUAAGCCCAUGACGUGGCUUAAGUCACCUGAAGGAGUUCCUGGAAAUGUGUGUAGGGGGAAGGGUGAUCUGUGGGUGGUCUGUUGCCAACCAACUUGGGAGCCCACCCACUGACUUUGAAAGGAUUUUAUGGGAUUUUAAUGGAGUCCACCCUUGGAUGGACUGUGGUGAACUGUAUCCUACUUGAAAAAUGAAGGCACCCUAAAAAGCUAAAAAAAAAAAAAAAAGGGCAAAAAGAGCAGCUUCACAGGCUGUGAAAGCUAGCUGAGAUUAAAUGUUUAUAAUAAAAAAUUGGCUCUUUCUACAGACGAGCCCUUCAUCAUUCAUUUUACUUUGUUCUACUCAAAUUAUAUUAAAUAAAUCUCUCAGAACGCUGCUCAUUUCAGUAGCAAAGCAAAAAAAGGACUUCUUUUUUUCUUUUAAUGGUCCAUCCAAGGGUAAUGCAAGAGUCUCUCAGUUACAGUAAAAAGCAAAAUGGAGAUUUAGAUUAUUCCCCUUUCGCUAUCUGGUUUUCUAAAGAGAAUUCCACAGGACGUUGCCUCAGUCCAAGUCAGUUUUGUAGACAAUGUAACAUGUCUUAAUACCCUGUUCGGGGAUUGAAAAAAUUUAGCCUUAGCUUCUUUUGUUUUCUAUGGUUACUGUUGUACAGAAGAAAGACUUAAACUGUAAAUAAUGUAUAUUUAAUAAAAAGAGACUUUUUGUAUGAUUUUGUG
This is a messenger RNA of Grus americana (Whooping crane), 10537 nucleotides long. RefSeq names its product contactin associated protein family member 5 (gene CNTNAP5). The record is from RefSeq and is a predicted model, not a curated record. The transcript has 25 exons. NCBI's taxonomy places the organism in Eukaryota, Metazoa, Chordata, Aves, Gruiformes, Gruidae. The coding region runs from base 265 to 4251 and encodes 1328 amino acids.